AUGAUGCAGCAGAUGAUGGGCAUGAUGAAACGUUUGACAAAACAACAGGAUUGGUUGGCUGAACAGAACUGGAUGAUGUAUGAUAUGCAGAAGAGCAGUUUCGGAUUGGCAUUUAGUGGUCAUGAUGAGUUGGUUCAAUAUGAAAAUCAAGUGAAAGAACAAAUAGCUAUUGUUUUUGGCUAUGUGGACAAAAUAGGUUGUGUCAUUGAACUUUUUAUUGGGGUUGUGCAUGUUAAGAAUACUUCUGCAAAGUCUUUGAAAAUUGCAAUAGAUGCCUUUUCUGUAAAGCAUGGAUUGAGUUUGACAGGUUUACGGGGGCAAGGUUAUGAUGGAGCAAGCAAUAUGAGGGGUGAGUUCAAUGGUUUGAAGACUUUGAUAUUGAGAGAAACGGCAUCUGGCAAGCGUAGAGAUCUUCUAUGUGAUAAACAAUAUGAAAAUGUGAUAUCUUUGAUUUCUAAUGGUGAUCUUCACAUGAGACGAGUUUUGGAUAACAUUAAGAAAGAACUCAACAAUCGUUUUGAUGAAGUAAAUAUGAGGUUGUUUCAAUGUAUGGCAUUUCUUGAUCCAAGUAACUCUUUUGUUGCAUUUAACAAAGAUAGAUUACUUGAAUUUGCAAAGUUUUAUCUUGCCGAUUUUCCUCAACAUGAUAUUUGGUUGCUCGAUGAUCAACUUGAAAACUAUUAUGAGGAUGUUAGUACCAUUGCCAAUUUCACUCAUGUCAAAGGGAUUGUUGACCUUGCGAAAAAAAUGGUUGAGUUUAAGAAGGAUGUUGCUUACAACAAAGUUUUCUUGCUUACUAAAUUAGCAUUGGUUUUGCCUGUGACUACUGCAACAGUUGAAAGGGUGUUCUCUAUAAUGAAUCUUGUGAAAAAUAGUUUGCGUAAUCAGAUGGGAGACAAGUGGAUGAACAAUUGCUUGGUGGUUUACAUUGAAAAUGAAGUUUUUACUACAAUUGAAAAUGAAGAUAUCAUUGAACACUUUCAAAAUAUAUCAAAGCGGAAAAUCAUGUUAAAUUGA
Molecule: messenger RNA, 1017 nt
Organism: Pistacia vera
Lineage: Eukaryota; Viridiplantae; Streptophyta; Magnoliopsida; Sapindales; Anacardiaceae
Exons: 5
Coding region: 1-1017 (338 amino acids)
Molecular function (GO): protein dimerization activity
Source: RefSeq, a predicted model, not a curated record